CGCGCCCGCAGCGCUCCCUCCUCUUCCUCCUCCUCCCCCUCCCUUUCUCCUCCUCCAACUCAGGUCUCCCUGGUUUUCACUCGCACAAACUGUUUUCCCUGGGAGCUGACAGUUAGGCACCUCCGUCCGGUUCAUUCGCAACUGGCGCCUGAAGCUUUUAUUUUAUACACCCGGCUGAUUCCAACUGGGGGGGGGAACCUAAAUCUUGUUGUGGGAGUUGAGGACACAGGACUCUCUUUCUUCACCCCCAGGACUCCUUCCUUUUUGGACUUUUUCUUCUGCUUUGAUGAGAGGCUUCUCACCCUGCAAAGUGCUUUAUGGUGACUGACACUGAACAUGCCCCGCAGUCCCACUUCAAGUGAAGAUGAGAUGGCGCAGAGCUUUUCAGACUACUCAAUGGAAUCCGAAUCCGACAGCUCUAAAGAAGAGACCAUCUAUGACACCAUCAGAGCCACCGCGGAGCGCCCGACCAGUCGGCUGGAAGAUAUCCAGACCAACACUAUGGUCAUCAGGAUUGUGAUCCCAGAUCUUCAGCAAACCAAAUGCAUUCGCUUCAACCCUCACGCCACGGUCUGGGUGGCCAAGCAGCGCAUUCUGUGCACCCUCAACCAGAGUCUGAAGGACGUUCUCAACUACGGACUGUACCAACCCUUCAGUAAUGGGAGGGAGGGCAAAUUCCUGGACGAGGAGCGGCUUCUCAGGGAAUACCCCCAGCCCAUGAGCAGGGGGGUUCCAUCUCUGGAGUUUCGUUACAAGAAGAGGUUGUACAAAGAGCCCAGCCUCGAUGAGAAGCAGGUAGCCAAGCUCCAUACCAAGGGUAAUCUGAGGAAAUUUAUGGAUUAUGUACAUCACUGCUCUGUGGAGAAAAUCUCCAAGAUGUUGGACCGAGGGCUGGACCCAAACUACCACGACCCAGAUAAUGGAGAAACCCCUCUGACAUUGUCUGUGCAGAUGGAUAACGCAAUUGAUAUGAUCAAGGCUCUACGCGUUGGGGGGGCCCACUUGGACUUCAGAGCCAAAGAUGGAAUGACAGCUCUGCAUAAAGCAGCAAGGGCAAAGAAUCAGUCAUCUCUUGUGACCCUGCUGGAGCUGGGAGCUUCUCCGGAUUACAAGGAUAGCCGGGGUCUGACCCCGUUGUACCACACGGCCAUGGUGGGAGGGGACCCUUACUGUUGCGAGCUGCUGCUUCACGAACAUGCGGCGGUCGGGUGCAAAGAUGAAAACGGCUGGCAUGAGAUUCACCAGGCUUGUCGACACGGCAACUUCCAGCACCUCGAGCACCUUCUGUUCUAUGGAGCCCACAUGGGAGCACAGAAUGCGUCCGGAAACACCGCUCUUCACAUCUGCGCUUUGUAUAAUCAGGACAGCUGUGCCCGGGUGCUGCUAUUCCGAGGGGCAAACAAGGAGAUAAAGAACUACAACAGCCAGUCUCCAUUCCAGGUUGCUAUUAUUGCUGGAAAUUUUGAACUUGCCGAGUUUAUUAAGAACCACAAGGAAUCUGAUAUCGUGCCAUUCAGGGAAGCGCCCAGCUACUCUCGUCGGAGAAGGGGGCCUCAAAGCACGUUGGCAGCACCCAGAGUCUUGCUCCGCUCCAACAGUGACAACAACCUCAACGUCAACAACCUCCCGGAGUGGUCAGCCUCCUCGGCCUCUUUACACCGCAGCCUUUCACCACAGCUACUGCAACAGAUGCAGAAUAAUCCUAAUGGUACAGUGAAAACAGUUGGGAGCUAUGCCCAGGUACCACGGAGCCGCUCACCAUCGUUGAACCGCUUGGGGGAGGAUGCAAAGAGACAACAGCACAGGCAUAUUAGUCCUGUUGCUAACAAGGAAUCCGCGCCUGCCUUGGAUUAUCAGGGUCCUAAACGCAAGCUGUACAGUGCAUUGCCUGGAAGGCAUUUCAUCGUGGUGAAAUCCUAUCAGCCCCAAGGUGAAGGAGAAAUCCCCCUUCAUAAAGGAGACCGGAUAAGAGUUCUGAGCAUUGGCGAAGGAGGAUUCUGGGAAGGAAAUGCCCGGGGGCAUGUGGGAUGGUUUCCCGCAGAAUGUGUGGAAGAGAUUCAGCCCAAGCCAAGUGAUGGACGAUCGGAGACCCGCUCCGACAGAACCAAAAAACUCUUCCGGCACUACACUGUUGGAUCUUACGACAGCUUUGAUGCAUCCAGUGACUGCAUCAUCGAGGAGAAGACCGUUGUGCUGCAGAAAAAGGAUAAUGAAGGUUUUGGAUUUGUGCUCCGAGGAGCAAAGGCUGACACACCUAUUGAGGAAUUCAACCCAACACCAGCCUUUCCAGCCCUGCAGUACCUGGAAUCAGUGGAUGAGGAUGGGGUGGCUUGGCAAGCUGGACUACGGACUGGGGACUUCCUGACUGAGGUUAACAACGAGAAUGUGGUGAAAGUUGGCCAUAGGCAGGUAGUGAACAUGAUCAGGCAUGGAGGCAACCACCUUGUUCUCAAGGUUGUGACCGUGACCAGGAAUCUGGAUCCGGAUGAUACGGCGAGAAAGAAAGCCCCACCACCGCCAAAACGGGCCCCGACUACCGCACUCUCCUUGAGAUCUAAAUCAAUGACCUCAGAGCUUGAAGAACUUGCAGUGGAUAUAGCCUCUGUACGGAGACGGAAGGAUGUUCAAGUUUCAGAUGUUGAGUGUUUGAAGAGGAGGAUUGUAAUUCGCGUUGCACUAAACAAAUCGGAGGAAUCGGGUCCCAUUUCAAAGCCCUUAAGACCACUGGACAACACACCAGUAAAUUCCAGAGUUGCCACAGUAAAACAGCGCCCAACUAGUAGAUGCUUCCCUGCCGCCUCAGACACCAAUUCAAUGUAUGAUAGGCAGGGUAUCGCUGUAAUCCCGCCCACUACUCCAGGAAGCCAUCAAGGUCCAUUUCUGGGUAUACCCCGUGGCACAAUGAGAAGGCAAAAAUCCAUAGAUUGUUUCCUUUUGUCAGACAGCAGAAUUCCUUUGUCAGGCAUCACUGAGGAGGAACGGCAGUUUUUAGCUCCCCCUAUGUUGAAGUUUACUAGAAGUUUAUCCAUGCCAGAUGCCUCUGAAGAUAUCCCACCUCCACCAGCAACCUUACCGCCUUCACCACCGCCUCCUUCACCGUCUUCAUUCAACUCCCCUAAAUCUCCAGCUCCCAGGGGGUACGGAACCAUUAAGCCGGCCUUCACCCAGAAUUCAGGAACAAAGUCUCCGUCUCCAGCCGUACGGUCGGACAAUGUCGGGACAAUUGCCAGAGACAAAAGUAUGUACUUCAGGCAUGAGGCCAACAGGUUCUCCUUGGACUCUGAGGAGCUGUACAAUUCCAACAUGUCAACCCAGCAGAACUUUAUCAACAAAAGAAGCAAGAUGCCUGAAAACCCUUAUUCUGAAGUAGGAAGAUUAGGAAAUAAAGGGGUGUAUGUGCCAGCCAAACCUGUCAGGAGGAAGGGAAUGCUGGUGAAACAGUCCAAUGUGGAGGACAGCCCUGAGAAGACAUGUUCCAUUCCCAUCCCAACAAUCAUCAUUAAAGAGCCUUCAACCAGUAGCAGCGGCAAGAGCAGCCAGGGUAGCAGCAUGGAGACGGACCUCCAAAUCUCAGAGCAAGUGGGACAGUUGCGGCCUGAUGAAAGUCUUAAUGUAAGUGGUCCAUUUGCAGCUGCCAUUGCUGGAGCAGUAAGGGACAGGGAAAAGAGACUAGAAGCCAGGCGAAACUCCCCAGCCUUCCUGUCAACAGACUUGGGGGAUGAGUGUGUGGGUCCCAAACCGAGCCCAAGGUUGCAACAUUCAAAGUCUAUCGAUGAUGGAAUGUUCUGCAGUGAGGAGAAGGCAAAGCAUUUCAUGGCCCCCAGCUCUUUGAUUAUCAACAGAGGAUCUUCUAAUGCCUUUACUAACAAUGACUCCAGCCAUCAGGGAGACGUGAGCAAUGCAAGGAUGUCUAAGAUCAAAGGGCCUGAGAACAAUGCAGCUCCAGCAAAAAGCACCAACGCCUCUGGUAAUUACAUGCAUCCCGUCACAGGGAAGCUGCUCGACCCAAACUCGCCUCUGGCACUGGCCUUGGCUGCUAGAGACAGAGCUUUGAAGGAACAAAACCAACCCAGCCCUAGCCCUACAGAUCCAGAAAAAGCAGAUCUGAACAAGCCACUUUUUAUAGAUACCAAGUUACGCUCUGGCAUGGAGACAAUCAAUGCAAAUCGACCGAACAUGCGAGGGAUGUUAAAGAGACAGGAGACGGAGAGCAAGCAUGAACCGGACUCAUCCAAGGAGGAGAAACGGCAGGGAGAGAAAAAGAAUAUGCUGAUCAACAUCAUGGACACCUCACAGCAGAAGACAGCUGGUUUGCUCAUGGUACAUACAGUAGACACCACCAAAGCAGAUAAUGUACUGACUGAAAGUGAAGAAGCAGAGAAGGACCCACCACCUGAGAACUCAAACUCUCCAGUACCAGAACCCAGGGAAGAGUUAGAGAAUUCCAUACCCAAGGCCAGUGAGUGUGGAACCCCUGCAGCUCCCCACAUCAAAGCCAUCGUAUCCGUCUGUUCUGUGGAAGAGCCGGUUAUCUUACCUUUCCGUAUCCCUCCUCCUCCUUUUGCCUCAGUAGAUGUGGAUGAGGACUUUGUUUUCACCGAACCACUGCCUCCUCCUCUGGAGUUUGCCAACAGUUUCGACAUCCCUGAGGAUGCGUCCCAAAUUCCGCCCGCUAGUCUGGCCGAUUUGUUGAUUCAGAGGAAGAACAGAGCUUUUCCUCCACCUUCAUUUAAUCCCAAUAUUGCCUCUAAUUCUAUAGAAAGUAAAAGGCUAGCGGCCCUGUCUAACUGCCUGCCCACCUCUUUCAUGCAGCACCCUGAAAGCUUUGAUAACGUGACUGACUCUGGGAUUGAAGAGGUGGACAGCCGAAGCGGCAGUGACCAUCACUUAGAGACCACAAGCACUAUUUCCACUGUCUCCAGUAUAUCGACCUUGUCUUCUGAGGGGGGAGAGAACCUGGACACAUGUACAGUCUAUGCAGAUGGGCAAGCGUUUCUAGUGGACAAACCCCCAGUACCUCCAAAGCCAAAAGUAAAGCCCAUAAUCAACAAAAGCAAUGCACUUUAUAAGGAUGCUGUCCUGGAAGAAAACCUAGAUAAUUUUGCAGUCCCCCCUCCUGCUCCACCUCCUCUACCUUUAAGUAUUCAGCCCAGUAUGACCAAAGCUGGACAGCAAAGGACCUCCAAGUUAUGGGGUGAUAACACGGAAGUCAAAAGCUUAGUCAUGCCAAGCCCCAAAGCCAAUGUUAUAAGUGAAUUAAAUUCUAUUUUGCAACAGAUGAACAGAGAGAAGGCCACAAAGACAGGGGAAGGGCUGGAUUCACCCACUGGCAUGAAAACUGCAAGUCUCAGCACAAGGGGCACAGAUGCCUUGAGUACAGUCUCAGGUAACCGAAACGCCGCGGUCACUUUCACCAUCCGUCCUGGAGCCAACCAGCCAAUCUCGUUACAGAACAGGACGCCUGAGUUUGACAGCCGGGUUACAGGAAUGCGACGAGCCCCCAGUCCUGUGGUGGUAUCACCAGCCGAGAUCAUAAGAGAUAUAAAGCCUGGUCCCCUGUCAGCUCCGCCAGCCUCCAUGUCCGACGUCUUUAUCUUACCCAGCCAGCCCCCUUCAGGGGACAUGUUUGGAAUGAGCAUGGGAAGAAGUAGAUCCCCUUCCCCUUCCAUUUUACAGCAGCCAAUUUCAAAUAAGCCUUUUUCUGCAAAGCCAAUCCACAUGUGGACUAAACAGGACGUAGCAGAGUGGCUAGAAAGCCUCCAUCUAGGAGAACACAGAGAGAUGUUUAUGGAUAAUGAAAUAGAUGGAACCCAUUUACCGAACCUUCAGAAGGAAGAUCUAAUAGACCUCGGUGUCACCAGAGUAGGCCACCGGAUGAACAUAGAGCGAGCUUUAAAACAGCUUUUGGACAGAUAAAAGUACCUAGCAUUGCCUCGUCAACGUUUUUUUUCCCUUUGACGACCCUUGUCUUUCUGACAGUCGAAUUUCUAAAUGGGAGCCCUGAAAUACUUAUAUUAAAGAGAAAAAUAAACACUAAUUUAAUUAUCUUUCUUUACUGCAAGUUUAAAUAGCUGUACAGAUAAUUUAUAAGCACAAUAUUUUAAGGAGAUAAAAGUGGCUGGUCUACUGGGCUGCCAUGGUGCCACUUUGGUUCUAGAAAGAAAAAAAAAAAAAGGAAAAAAAAAAAAACUUUUGUGAUUUAAUAAUACUAUUUCUGUGGAAUAAUUAUUAAAAAAAAAUGCAAAACAAAAAACAAACAAACAAAAGAUUGACCUUUUUAAAUCAGCCUCAUUUGGAUGCACCAGAACCAGCUGAGCUGUGUUUCAUUUUUUUGUAUCUUUGCUAGAACUUCUUCAUAGAAGGAUAAAUAUUUCUUCAACGAUGGGUAUAAAUCAUGCAGCAUUUAGUAAAUAUAUAUAAAUAUAAAUAUAUAUAUAGAUAGAAAAAAAAAAGCAAUUUUAUGUAAAAGCCCCCUAUGGAAACAAGUCAUUUGCUCCUCUUCAGUAUGAGAGGAACCUUAACGAUUUGGCUACGUAUUAACUUGGACAGGUUAGAAGUUUUGUGUCUAUUCCUUUGCAGGUCUGUAUAUGAAAAUUUCAAAUAUGACUAAAAGAAAAUGAAAAAGAUGUCUUUAUUAGUACCAGGGCCGGUUUUAGGAUAUAGCAUAAAGAGCAUUUUCUCUUGGUGGGGAAACCACAGAUAAAAGUACAAAGGACGUAUUACAUUUGCUUGAAAAAUACAGUAGAUACAGGAGGGAUUCUGACAGUUGUUGGAAGACUUUAGGUUGGAACCUCUGCAGAUGGUUUUUAUGAGGAUUCUCAUUUAGAGGACUUUAAGUUGGACAUCUAUCCAACACUGAGUCCUCCACAGCCUGUUUCGAUUGUUGCUGAAAUUCUUAGUUGGAGGACCAUUGGUAAGACAGCUGUUAGAUGUGAAGUCUUCCAACUGUAACUCUCUGAAUUCCAGCAACACAUGGAGCUGGAGUUCAACCACAACUUAAGUAUUAAAGACUGAGCUGUGAAAUCACAGGUGAUUGGACAUCCAUCUAACAAGGUGGAGUUCAACCACAGUUAAAAGACUACAUGGUGGACACUUUGCUUCCUCAGAUGGUCAUGCAAACAGGCUGCGGACUUGUAAUUGACGGACCUCGGGUUCGACAUUUGCCUAACCCAAAGUCCUACAAAUGCAACUCUUUGAAUCCCAGUGACACUUGGAUUUGAAGUUCAAUCAUAGCUUAAGGACAACAGGUUGGACAUUUAACCUUCUUAAGUGUUCCAACCUGAAGUCCUCCAACUGCGUCUCUCAGAAUCCCACCACUACUUGGAAUUGGAGUUCAACCACAGCUUCAGGACUGCAGGUUGGGCAUUUUACCUCCACAGCUGGCCAUGCAGACAGGCUAAGGGCUCUUGGUUGGAGGACUUAAGGUUGGCCAUCAUUCCAGCCUGAGGUCCUCCAACUGCAAGAAUCCCAAUGACACUUGGAAUUGGGUAGUUCAACCCCAGUUUAUGGAUUAUAGUUUGGACAUUUUACAUCCACAGGUGAUCAUGCAGAUAGGCUAUGGACACUCAGCUGGAGGUUUUAAGGUGGGACAUUUAUUCACCCUAAAGUCCUCCAACUGCAGCUCUCAGAAUCCUGCUGACACUUAAGGCUGGAGUUCAACAACAGCUUGAGGUCUAUAGGUUGGCUGUAGCCUCCGCUUGUCUAUUUCCGGCCCUGAUAAAUACCAUAAAUCAUUUUUUUCCAUGAUCAACCGGGUAAAGACUGUACAAAAACAUCUAAAGUUCUACGUUCGUAUUUCUGUUUUAUAUAACCAUUCUUUUGUAGUGGAACCUUCAGCUUUGUUACAAAGCGUACGAAUGGUUUUUGCAGCCAUCAUUGUCUUCCACUUGGUGAUGAUUUCGGAAUUAAAUAUUUCAACCACAAUGGCCAUGAUACUUUUUUUUUUUCUUAGAUGCAUAUGGUAUUACCUCUCUACAAUGUGCCAGAAAACGGAGUCUUGAGUUGGGGGCUCUGCUUUUGGUAAAGUCUCAGACUCCUCAUCGUCGUUGAUUGUGCUGAUUAGGGCAAGACUAUUUUUCCUUGUGUAUGUUCAGGCACUUAACGCAAAUAUGUAUUUAGUAGAAACAAGAGAAACAUUUUAAAGAGCUAAUUAAAUAGUAUAUUUUUACAUGGUGUCUUAUGAAAGGUUGUAUGGGGUGUAGGCUAUGAAUUGUUUUGAAUUGUUCGCUAAUUAAAAAGAUUUGCCAUAAUUACUUUGCGUAUGAACCAUUUGGGGUGGGAUCAGCCUCCAGCCCUUUCGCUGGUCUCACAAAAACAAAUGGGGAUGUAGAAUUAGGAAGGGUACAAAAAAAAAGAAAAAAAAAUGUUGGUCUUGGAGCUCGUUCAGUGGAGCUCCGAUAAAACGCAACCAAUCACAGUGCUUGUUGCGACGCGUAGGGAUAUAGGUUUAGAAUUUUUUUGUUACAUAGUGUAAUUUAACACUUUUUUUCUUUACAUCUCUACUUUGUCAUUUUUGUGUCUACGACACCAACAUUUUACAAAAGUUUCAAAAAAAUAUUGUAAAUUGUGUACAAUCUGCACAGCAGCCAUUGACGGAGAAAUUCUGUUUUUUUUGUUUUGUUUACUUUUUUAAAUUCUCUUAUACAGAUGACUAGGUGUGACUGUUGAUUUAAUACUCAAGGGGGGGGGGGGGUUAAGUUUAAUUAAAGUGAUUGAAAACUUUGCUUUGCAAUCAAUGACAUCAGAGCCAGGAAUCCAAAAUAUGAGAAUUCUUUUGCCCAUGACAAAAUUAACAAAUAUUUUUUUUUUUGUCUGUUCCUUGCUCAGUUUUGUAUUACCAGCCUGUGUUCACAUUGUUAAUGUUUGCUGUAAUUUUGUGCUUUAAUUACCAUGAUGACGGAACAAAUUUAAAAAAAAAAAAAAACCAAGCUACUGUAAUUGCACUUUUUUUCUCCAAAUCCUCGAUACUAUUGUAUGGCAACCAAAUUACUGUAAAAAAUAAAUAAAUAUCCUAUUGCACUAAAGGUGUGGCUCUGAUUACAGACUAAUGUUCUGUUUGGACUCAAUAAAAUGACAAAAGUUGCCAAACA
Molecule: messenger RNA, 9089 nt
Organism: Xenopus laevis (African clawed frog)
Lineage: Eukaryota; Metazoa; Chordata; Amphibia; Anura; Pipidae
Gene: shank2.L
Product: SH3 and multiple ankyrin repeat domains 2 L homeolog
Exons: 26
Coding region: 337-5916 (1859 amino acids)
Cellular component (GO): cytoplasm; postsynaptic membrane; synapse
Molecular function (GO): ionotropic glutamate receptor binding; synaptic receptor adaptor activity
Source: RefSeq, a predicted model, not a curated record